GUGCGACGUUUUUUAAACGUCAUCCGAAUUUGAUUUUUGUGUUUGCUAAAUUCCGACUAAUCAGUUGUAUAGCUCGUCACAAAACUACUUAGGAGCUUAGCUAGAUAGGUAGAUUAGUUAAUGUCAAGCGAAUUCUAUGUAAUUAGGGAGUAAACUGAGAUAUUUAUUCGUAAAGCAGUGUUUCGAAACAUGGCUGAUGAUAAAGUUGAUCCACCCCCUCUGUUUAAAAAUAUUGAAAUCAACUGUGUAGACAGUGUAGAUGAGGAUCUGUUUGCUUCUGCAAUACAAGAUUCAAUGUCGGACGAUCACAAAAUUAUAAAUGGUAACGGGACUGAUUUUCCGCCGGAUUUUUCCAAAAUGAAGAUAACAACCAAAAUGGAAACAGUUACAAUUGAUAAUUCGUGUGAAAAUCCCGUGGAACGAGCUGAAGCUGAAGGAGGCGAUGAUUUUCUAGAGAUCAACAUUCCAGAUACUCAAAAGAUUGGCGAAGGUAUGGGUGCAUACGUCGCAUACAGAAUAGUCACGAAAACUAACAUGCCCAUAUUUAAAAAGAGGGAGUUUACGGUAACUCGUAGGUUUAGUGACUUUCUAGGGCUUCACGAUAAACUCAUUGAGAAAUACCUGAAGCUGGGUCGAAUUAUACCUCCUGCACCCGAGAAAAGCGUUAUCGGCAUGACUAAAAUCAAAAUGGGUAGCAGCACCGAAGGAAAUUCCGCAAACGGUAACGAUUUUAUAGAAAGAAGGCGUUCUUCUUUGGAGAGAUAUUUGAAGAGGACCGCCCUUCAUCCGGUGCUCGUAUUGGAUCCUGAUUUUAGGGAAUUUUUGGAAUACGAUAUAGAACUGCCUAAAGCGACAAACACAUCGGCACUGAGCAGUGCCGGAGUCAUGAGGUUGUUUAAUAAAGUAGGCGAAACCGUAAACAAAAUCACCUAUAAAAUGGACGAGACAGAUCCUUGGUUCGAAGAGAAGUUAGCACACAUCGAGGCGUUGGAAACCCAACUUCGAAAACUGCACCUCAACGUCGAAGGGAUGGUUACCUACAGGAGAGAACUCGCCAUCUUAACCAACGGGGUUUCUAGAUCGGCGGCCAUGUUAAGCGCUUGCGAAGAUCACAAUUCGUUAUCUAGGGCACUAUCACAACUGGCCGACACCGAAGAAAAGGUCGAAUCUCUUCACUUGGACCAAGCCAAUACCGAUUUCUAUAUUUUCUGCGAAAUGCUAAAGGACUAUCUAGGUCUCUUGGGGGCCGUGAGAGACGCAUUCCACGAGAGAACAAAAUUAUUUCAGCACUGGCAGCACUCACAACAGAUGCUCGCAAAAAAACGGGAAGCCAAAGCCAAGUUGGAACUGUCCAACAGAACAGAUAAACUCGAUCAAGCUAAUGCGGAAGUUAUCGAAUGGGAAGCGAAAGUUGAAAGAGGGCAAAGGAACUUUGAUCAAAUAUCUCACAUGAUCAAGGAAGAGAUGGAAAGGUUCGAGAGGUGUAGAAUACAGGAUUUUAAAAAUAUGUUCAUUAAAUAUCUCGAGAACCAUCUCGAACACCAAGCGCAGCUCGUCAAAUACUGGGAAGCGUUCCUGCCAGAAGCCAAAAGCAUUGCCUGACCGGAGGACCUUUGCAAAGAAUAGCAACGUCUACAUUCCUUUUGGAGGUUUCCCAAAAUGUAAUUAUUUAAAGGGGAAUCGUUCAUUAAAAAGGACACAUGUUUAUAUCUCGAAUGCUGCUUUCGACAUGCUUGUUACUAAGAGGUGCUUAUUUUCCUGAAUGUGAAAUUUAAACCGAGGCAAAUAAGUGCAGUGCAGAAAACAGGCCGAAAAAUAAUUUUAUAAGCUUUAUCGUUUAAUAAAACAACAUAUAUUGUUGCUUUUUUUUUUAGGGAACGCUUUAUAGCAUUAUACCUGUUUAUUGUAUUAUAUAAAAUAAAAAAAAAACGAUGCAACUUUUUCGGGAAUAUCCCUUUUCCUUAAUUUGUGUUCUACGAACGGUGUGAUAGCUAAUGGAUUUCAAUAAGCAUGUAUAUUAGAAUGUAAUUUCAAUUACUCUUCGUAACAUGUAAAAAUACGUUUAAGGUUGAUGUAUGGCCAAAGUGUUUUUGAAUGUUUUAGAAAUGUACGUUUGUUAUAUUUUAUAUUUAGUCUUAAGUAGAAUCGUGCUUUUGUUCUAAACGGGAUAUAUAUAGUCUAGACCUGCAUGUAUUUAUGGUAAAUGUAAUUCAAAUAUAAAAUAUUUUUGUUAAACGUGUCUACUGGUUUUU
Cylas formicarius (sweet potato weevil) is the source of this 2252-nucleotide messenger RNA. Its product is annotated as sorting nexin-2-like. The coding region runs from base 190 to 1602 and encodes 470 amino acids. Gene Ontology annotation, cellular component: endosome membrane; endosome. The record is from RefSeq and is a predicted model, not a curated record. Gene Ontology annotation, biological process: early endosome to Golgi transport. Lineage: Eukaryota; Metazoa; Arthropoda; Insecta; Coleoptera; Brentidae. The transcript has 9 exons. Gene Ontology annotation, molecular function: phosphatidylinositol binding.